AUGGCAACCAUACUAGAAUCUUUGCUUGGGUCAUGUGCCAAUAAGUUGCAAAAUAUUAUUAGUGAUGAGGCCAUACUAAUCCUAGGGGUGGAAGAAGAGCUUGCAGAAGUGUUGAGACGGGUAGAACUAAUACGUUGUUGUAUAUAUGAUGCUGAGAAAAGGAGGACAAAAGAGCUUGCAGUGAACAAUUGGCUUGGUCAACUGAGAGAUGUUAUAUAUGAUGUUGAUGAAAUUUUGGACAUGGCUAGAUGCAAAGGAAGCAAACUACUGCCUGACCAUCCAUUAUCAUCAAGCAAAUCAGCUUCCUAUAAAGGACUUUCAGUUUCCUCUUGCUUUUGUAACAUCGGGUCACGCCACGAUAUUGCUGUUCGGAUUAGAAGUCUGAACAAAAGGAUAGAGAACAUUUCGAAAGAUACAACAUUUUUAACAUUCAGCAGUAGUUCACAACCUACUGGAAAUGGUCCAACAACCAAAUUGAUAAGAAGUUCCAACCUUGUUGAGCCCAACCUUGUGGGUAAGGAGAUCAUAUAUUCAAGCAAGAAGUUGGUAGACUUAGCACUUGCUCACAAGGCAAAUAAGUCUUAUAAGCUUGCUAUUGUUGGAACAGGAGGAGUUGGUAAGACAACACUAGCUCAGAAAAUAUUCAAUGACCAAAAAAUAAAAGGAAGCUUCAAGCUACAGGCAUGGAUUUGUGUUUCGCGGGACUACAAUGAAAUAACUGUUCUAAAAGAGGUUCUUCGAAAUAUUGGUGUGUAUCAUGAGCAAGGCGAAACCAUAGCAGAACUGCAGAGAAAGCUUGCAGAAACAGUUGAAGGGAAGAGUUUCUUUCUGGUUUUAGAUGACGUGUGGCAUCCCAAUGUCUGGACGGAUUUAUUAAGAACCCCAUUCCAUACAACAAAUUCUGGAGUAAUAUUGGUAACCACGCGAGAUGAUCAAAUUGCAAUGAGAAUAGGCAUACAACAUACCCAUCAAGUUGAUCUCAUGUCAGCAGAGGUGGGAUGGGAGCUACUUUGGAAGAGCAUGAACAUUGCCGAAGAGAAAGAAGUGCAUAAUUUGAGAAACACAGGCAAGGAGAUUGUUGAUAAAUGUGGUCGCCUCCCUCUUGCAAUUAAGGUUACUGCUAGUGCUUUGGCAAGCAAAGAUCUAACCGAGAAUGAGUGGAGAAAGUUUUUAGGCAAAUACUCUGGCUCCCAGGGGAUGCUCUCUGAUGAAAUAGAAGGCACUCUAUACCUAAGCUAUGAUGAGUUACCGCAUCGUCUGAAACAGUGUUUCCUUUACUGUGCUUUGUAUACUGAAGAUUCUAUCAUUUACCGUGGUGUAGUUACAAAGUUAUGGAUUGCUGAAGGCUUCAUUGAGGAGCAACAAGGCCAGCUACUAGAACACACAGCAGAAGAGUACUACUAUGAGCUAAUCCAUCGGAAUCUCCUCCAACCAGAUGGCACAAUUUUUAACCAGGCUCAAUGCAGAAUGCAUGACCUCUUAAGACAGCUUGCUUGCAAAUUAUCACGGGACGAAUGCUUUAUUGGAGACGCUGAAACAUUGAGGGGUGAGAAUAUGUCAAAAUUGCGACGCCUUUCUGUUGUCAAUAAGAAGGAUAAAUUAGUGUUAACUAGCAUGGAUAACAUGGUAGUUAAGGUGAGGACAUUCCUUGCUUUUUAUGGUCCAUGGAAAAUUGAGGAUACAUUCUUCAAGAGAUUUCUACUUCUUCGUGUUCUGGCCCUGAAUUACUCAAUUGUGCAAAACAUUCCAGAUUAUAUAGGAAAAUUGAUCCAUCUACGCCUACUUGAUCUUGGUCAUACGGGCAUAUCUCAUCUUCCAGAAUCCAUUGGAUCCCUAAAGAACCUUCAAGUAUUGAGCUUGAUAAAUUGUUAUGCUCUGCAGAGUCUUCCGUCGGCGAUGACCCAAUUGUGCAAUCUACGAUGUCUUCGUCUUACUGGUACAAAAGUAAAUCAGGUUCCAAAAGGGAUAGGAGAAUUAAAUUUGCUCACUGAAUUACGCGGAUUUCUUGUCGGCAACAUAAGUGAUAAUGCUGAUGUACAAGAUGGGUGGAAGUUGGAAGAGUUGUCUUCUUUGCCGCAAAUGAUGUAUCUUAAUCUUGUUAAAUUGGAAAGAACGGCUCAUUUUCAUACAAAUGUAGUGCUGGAGGACAAAAAACAUCUAAAAGAAUUGGUGCUAGAGUGGACCACACAUGGAGAGGGACCAUAUUCAGAAGAUGUUUGCAAUGCUGAGAAGGUCUUUGAGCUGCUAGUACCUCCAUGCAACUUGGAAACCCUCUAUAUCUUUGGAUUCUUUGGUCAGAGGUAUCCCACGUGGUUUGGUACCACCUGUUUGUCUUCAGUAACACACUUGUUCCUAAAAAAUCUACAAUCAUGCGUGGAUCUUCCACCGGUCGGACAGCUACCAAACUUGAAGUUUCUGAGAAUUGAUGGAGCACAUGUAGUUACCAAGGUUGGACCUGAAUUUGUUGGCUACAGGGUGGGUGAACCCAUAAGCAAUGAGUUCAUUGCUUUCCCUAAACUUGAAUGGUUCUUCGUCAAGGAUAUGCCCAACUGGGAGGAGUGGUCUUUUUUUAAGGAAGUGGAAAAUGUUGUUGAUGAAGGAGGAGACGAUGGUGGUGAUGAGAUUCGUAACGGUGAUGCCCAAUCUAUACGAUUGCAACUGCUGCCUCGUUUGGUGAAGUUGAAAGUCGAAGGUUGCCCAAAGCUGAGUGCUCUCCCGCGACAGCUUGGCGAGGACACCACCAGCUUAAAGGAGCUCUUGUUAAUUGGAGCGAACAGCUUGAAGGCCGUGGAUGACCUCCCAGUGCUUGAGCUCCUUGUGAUUGAGGAUUGUGAAGGCAUGGAGAAGGUCUCCAACCUCCCUGAAGUGUCAAAACUACAAGUACGUGGUUGUCCAAACUUAAGCCAUGUAGAGGGGUUGGGCAAUUUGCAGCAGCUGGGGUUGGGCGAGGAUAUGCAGGAGAUAUCUUCCCGUUGGGUGCCUGGGCUUCAGAACCAGCGCCAGCGACUUCAUGGCGAAGACCUGGAUGUCUACACACUAUCUAUCGGUUAG
Triticum turgidum subsp. durum (durum wheat) is the source of this 3051-nucleotide messenger RNA. The record is from the annotation of a GenBank genome assembly. Lineage: Eukaryota; Viridiplantae; Streptophyta; Magnoliopsida; Poales; Poaceae.